AUGGGCUCUGCAGAGGCAGAAGUGAAGAUUCCGACUAAAAUGAGGGAGUUUGCUUAUGGAACAGGAACAUCCCAAGAAGACUGCCCAGCUCCUAACAUCCCAGCAGCCAUGUUUGCUGUCCAGUAUGUGUCCAGUAGACGUGCCAUCACUCAGGGCACCACAGAGCAAGGCAGCUUCCACCAGCACCACCUCCCCCAUAACCACUGCCACCACCGCCACCACUGCCACCUGCACCCCCACGCCCGCCUCCACCACCUCCACCACCAGGAGGCAGAGCUGCACACCACCCAGGUGACACCCUGCAUUUGCCCCCUGUUCUCCUGCCAGUGGGAAGGCCACCUGGAGGUGGUGGUGCCCCACCUGCGGCAGACCCACAGGGUUGACAUCCUGCAGGGAGCAGAGAUUGUCUUCCUGGCCACAGACAUGCAUCUCCCCGCACCGGCUGACUGGAUCAUCAUGCACUCCUGCCUUGGCCACCACUUCCUGCUGGUGCUCAGGAAACAAGAGAGGCACGAAGGGCACCCCCAGUUCUUUGCCACCAUGAUGCUGAUCGGGACCCCCACCCAGGCUGACUGCUUCACCUAUCGCCUGGAGCUCAACAGAAACCACCGGCGUCUCAAAUGGGAGGCCACCCCUCGGUCUGUCCUGGAGUGCGUGGACUCAGUCAUCACUGAUGGGGACUGCCUCGUCCUCAACACUUCACUGGCCCAGCUCUUCUCUGACAACGGUAGCCUGGCCAUCGGAAUUGCCAUCACUGCAACAGAGAUCCCCUCCACAGAAGCCGAGAUGUGAGGCCAGGAACC
Messenger RNA from Castor canadensis (American beaver), 803 nucleotides. The record is from RefSeq and is a predicted model, not a curated record. Lineage: Eukaryota; Metazoa; Chordata; Mammalia; Rodentia; Castoridae.